Molecule: messenger RNA, 279 nt
Organism: Cetraspora pellucida
Lineage: Eukaryota; Fungi; Glomeromycota; Glomeromycetes; Diversisporales; Gigasporaceae
Source: the annotation of a GenBank genome assembly
AUGUCUAGAGGUCGCGAGUAUAUCGGUCAAUUACAUUUAAGUAAUAGAGACGAAAUUAGUUGUAAUGGAAUAAUAAGGUUAGAUAGACAGAGUAACGGUAAUGCAAACAAAGGUUGUAGUUUGCAUUCUUAUGCAUUGGUAUUUUCCAUCUUAUGGGAUUCAAUUUCCGGUGGCAAACUGACAUAUGAGUCGUCUGAUCUCAAAAAAACUCUUAUUUUUAAACCAUAUCCCGUGGACAAGACAAAUGUGACCGAUAAUGUCGAAUAUGAUAGUGCCUGA